AUGAGAUCACAUAACGGUUCUAGGACUCUUCCCCAGCGCACGGUGCACAAGGCGCCCAGGAUCAGAAAACAUAGGAGUGCGCGGUCGCAGACGCACCGCCAAAUGCACUACGCACCCGAGCAGCCACGGCAGGGCGUGCUGGUGGACGAGCGGUUCGGCGACGUGCUGCCGCAGCAACCCGCAGGGGUGUUCUUCCUUGUAGAGGUGCACACGGACUCUCCGGGGCUCACGCCGCAUGAGAUCGUGGAGCCCGGCGCGGAGCGCGAGGGCUCACGCGUGGAGCUCGAGGCCGAGGAGGUGCUGGGCACGGGCGCGGGCGCCGACGAGGACGAGGACGUGGAGAUGCGCGACGCCUGA
This is a messenger RNA of Lachancea thermotolerans CBS 6340, 357 nucleotides long. Its product is annotated as KLTH0F05478p. The transcript has a single exon. The record is from RefSeq and is a predicted model, not a curated record. Bases 1 to 357 code for a protein of 118 amino acids. NCBI's taxonomy places the organism in Eukaryota, Fungi, Ascomycota, Saccharomycetes, Saccharomycetales, Saccharomycetaceae.